Messenger RNA from Teleopsis dalmanni, 1628 nucleotides. Its product is annotated as UNC93-like protein. Gene Ontology annotation, cellular component: plasma membrane; striated muscle dense body. The coding region runs from base 36 to 1565 and encodes 509 amino acids. The record is from RefSeq and is a predicted model, not a curated record. Gene Ontology annotation, biological process: regulation of potassium ion transport; regulation of muscle contraction. The transcript is spliced from 7 exons. NCBI's taxonomy places the organism in Eukaryota, Metazoa, Arthropoda, Insecta, Diptera, Diopsidae. Gene Ontology annotation, molecular function: potassium channel regulator activity.
UACACACACACCAACACACAUAUAGCAUCUAUACAAUGGGUCCUGAACCUAUACGACUCAGUAAUCUUGAUAACACAAAUGUCGAGACGGGAACGUCAUCGAAUAAUGAACAGACAACGUCACACAGCAACGCAGUGGAAACAUACGAGCCACGGGAGCGGAUGAUCAUUACGAAAAAUGUGGUCAUCAUUGGCAUUGCGUUUAUGAUUCAUUUCACGGCAUUUCAUGGCACCUCCAAUUUGCAGAGUUCAGUCAAUGCAGAUAAAGCACUUGGCACAACGACAUUAGCAGUUAUUUAUGGUUCCUUGAUAUUGUCGAAUAUAUUUCUGCCAAUGACCGUGAUAAGAUGGUUCGGCUGCCGUGUGACAAUGGCGCUCGCAUUUGUCGUCUACAUGCCCUACAUAGCAGCGCAAUUCCAUCCACGUUUCGAAACAUUGAUACCCGCCGGCUUGAUGGUGGGCUUCGGUGGUGGUCCAUUAUGGUGUUCGAAAUGUACAUAUCUCUCCACAGUAUCGGAGGCAUUGACCAAAGUACGUGGUCGUUUCUCGCUGAAGGAUGUCAACACCGUCAAACUGUUUGGUCUCUUCUUCAUAUUCUAUCAAAUGGCACAGGUGUGGGGUAACUUAAUCUCAUCAUCAGUGUUAUCCUUUUCCAGCUCCGAUGACAGUCACACAGGUGUGAACAUUUCCUCGAUAGCUAAUAUAUCACUGGCGCCUUUUGAGGAAGCACAGCAAGAUCGGGUCACGGAGUUGUGCGGUGCCCGUUUUUGUCCUGGAGUCAGCGCUGAAGUAAUACCAAACUUGAGUCCACCCGAUCCUGCCAAAAUACAGUUGCUCACCUCCAUUUUUCUUGUCUGUAUGGUCGUCGCAGUAUUGCUGAUGUUCUUCGCUGUGGACUCAUUGAGUCGUUAUGGCGUUAAGAAAGGUGAGGCGGGUGAUGGCAUGUCUGGUUUCAAGCUCUUGAUGGUGACCAUUAAUUUGCUGCGCAAACGGCGACAGAUUCUACUGCUGCCAAUUACGAUGUUUAUAGGUCUGGAAGAAGCUUUUCUAGCUGUGGACUAUACCAGGUCUUUCGUUGCUUGCGGCUGGGGAAUUUCAAAUAUUGGCUUUGCAAUGAUUUGCUUUGGUGUGGCCAAUGCUAUUGCUGCAGGCGUCGCUGGUGGCUUGGUGGAGAAAAUUGGACGUGUCAGCUUAGCACUUAUUUGUGCCUUAAUCAAUUUGCUGCUGCUUGGCUACAUGUCCUUGUAUACGGCUCGUGAAAACGAUUAUCUUAUGUACUGCGCUUUUGCUGCUGUGUGGGGAAUUUGCGACGGCAUCUGGCUGGUUGUUGUCAAUGCUUUCUAUGGUAUUCUUUUUCCCAAAGACCUUAUCGCAGCGUAUAGUAAUUUUCGUUUAUGGGAAUCGACUGGUUCUGUGAUUGGUUAUGUGAUCAGUUCGCAGCUUUGCACCUCCACGAAGUUGAUUAUACUUCAGAUUGUGCUCCUUGUAGGCUGCACAGGUUAUGGGCUCAUAGAGUAUCGAGUUUGGAAAAAGCAGAAGAGUCUAGAAAUUAUGUUGAGUGAUUAGCUUAGAAAAUAAAAGUAAUUGAGACAAUGCCAUUUUAUAUAAGAUUUGUUAUAAUUCAUUAAA